Messenger RNA from Penicillium riverlandense, 2178 nucleotides. Its product is annotated as PXA domain-containing protein. The record is from RefSeq and is a predicted model, not a curated record. Lineage: Eukaryota; Fungi; Ascomycota; Eurotiomycetes; Eurotiales; Aspergillaceae. Gene Ontology annotation, biological process: endosome to lysosome transport; early endosome to late endosome transport; protein targeting to lysosome. Gene Ontology annotation, molecular function: phosphatidylinositol binding. Gene Ontology annotation, cellular component: extrinsic component of endosome membrane; late endosome; early endosome. The coding region runs from base 1 to 2178 and encodes 725 amino acids. The transcript has 4 exons.
AUGACCGACUCUCGUCCUCCCGGUCUGCACCCAUUGUCCCAUCUUAAAGCUGGGCCGACCACGUCCAGCUCCAGGUCCACCGCUGUUCCUGCGUCUGCCACGCCGCAACCCCCUUCACGCCCUGCAUCCCGCCUGCAUAUACAACGAGACCCCAGCCGGGAAGAUGUGGUCGAUUCCGCCAGCGACAAGACCACAAUAGCCCUGAUCCGGCGCGUCCUCUGUCCCCAGACAGGCACCUAUGGCGCAUCCUCUGCGCAGCCUCCGGAGGAGCUGCUGCCUCCUCUCACAAGCUCCAAUGACGUUGAUCGUCAACUCUACGCUUUCAUUGCUAUUAUAAUCAGAGACUUUGUCUAUUCGUGGUACUCCAAAAUCACACCGGACCAGGCUCUUGUGAAUGAGGUCCUGCAGGUGGUCGCGCAUUGCACUCGAGCUCUUGAACAGCGACUACGUCGAAUCGAUGUUGCUCAGUUAGUCCUCGAUGAACUUCCUGCGCUGGUGGAAGCGCAUGUCCUGACUUACCGACUAGCCAAGCGGCAAUCCCAUCUUUCGGGACUGUCAACUUCACACCACGUACUUUAUCAUGAGUUGAACCCUCACCCGGGCUUUUCACCUGUCCCCGAUUCCUCGGAUCCACAGACCAUCAUCUCGCAGCGCGAGAAUGAGGCCAUCUACCGUCGUCUGCUGGCCAACGGCACUCUGGCGGUUCUUUUGCCGACUGAGGAUCUUGAGAAUAGCAGCUUGCGGGUUCUCGUGGGCGACGUCCUUGCUGAUCGCAUUCUGGGAGAGGAAGUCAGCGGCAGAAUGUCGGAAGGCUGGUUCUUUUGGCAAACCAUUACCAAGCUCGCCGUGGCGAUGAGACGAAAGGCCUCCAAGGAGACUGCAGCAGAUCUCACUACUCCCACCAGUCGCCUAGAGCAGUUCGGAAUCUACGUUGGAUAUGUUGUCUUGCGGUUUAUCGUGACUGGCCUCUUCCGCGUCGCAUCGAGCCCACCCCUAGGUCAUUCGCAUACCAGUGUUUCAUUUAGCGCUGGUCCGGACAUACGGAAGGAGAAGGCGUCAUCAGAUGGCGCCACAGGUAAGCGCCCGGUGUUGGACUAUCGGGUGUAUUCCAUGGUCUCGCAGGUGCUGGGCGUCCCCCAAAGGAUGCCCUGGAUGGGUGGACUGCUCUCUCUCUCGCAACACCUGAUACUGGCGGGACCGGGAACACUGGGUGCCACUGACGGGGUCCUUGAUAGAUUCCUCCGGGAAACCAUCGAGAAGUACGUGCUGACCCCCACUUUGUUGCCCAACAUUCUCCGUGCGACCAGGAGCGCUCUCUUUCCGGCCAAUGCCCGUCCCCCGUCGCAGAUAACACCGGUGAAUCUACGGGCCCCGUCUCCCGCUCCGCAGCUGUUUGUGCAACCCGCGGCAUCCACUCAAAAAUCCCUCGCGAACCCUUCUGUCGUUGCGGCGGCAAUCAGGAAACCUCCUGCUACUAGCAGCGCCACUGGUAAAAGUAAUGUCAGCAAUAGUCAGAGCCAUAGUGGCACCGACCGUGUUGCCGGUGUAUCCUCUCCCUCGACAAAAGCGGACGUGACAGCCACGCACCCAACGCCAUCAAACACCAUACUCGAUACUGACAGGACAAGAGCUCGACCAUCUGAUCCUGAGAUCGCAGCGAUCAAGCGGCAAUGUGCGACCAGCUUGCUUUCGGUGAUCCCACGCCGCGUCGCACGAACCUUCUUUGGCGUUUCGUCCCCGGCGGCUCCAAGGCCGGUGACUGGCGAUGGUGAUGGUACCUGCAGCUCAACCAGCAGGAGUUCGUCCUCCGUCACCGCUAACUCCCGGGUUCCACCCUCCAUCGAGGUCGAGACCGGUGAUCAUCGACCGCGAUCAGCGUCUGCUCAGGCGAAUGGGGCUGGCGUGGCCUCUUCACCGACGUCGCCUACGAAUGAUCGUGCCUCCACUGAAAGGCUGCAUAUGGACCAGCCUGGUGUAAUUGUUGAUCCGGAGGAGUUGCAUCUUCUUGAGUCCAUAGAGCAAGACCUGCUUGAUCUCUUUGAGGAUGACUAUUGCAAUAAGCACCUCGUAUAUUCCAUCGUUGAGACUGUCCUGGCUAGACUGCUCCCUGAGUUAUCGGAGCGCAGCAUUGCAGAUUUGAUGGAGGACCGUGGCGUGGCUCCCAUGUCAGCCGGCUGA